AUUUGCUGCUUUCCAUCAUCCGGUCCAGAUCCCUCGCUCGCUGCUCUUCGCGCAACUGCCUGUUCCCCUUGUGUGUGCUCGUUUGCGUGAUCCGGGUGGAUUGAUGAAGCAGCCAGGUGCGUGAUUGGCGUCAGUUGAGGUGGAGACACAAUUGACUUCGAAGCUUCUCGCUUCUUUCACUCGGAUUUGUGGAUUUCGCACUCAUUCUGCUUUGACGAAUCUCAGUGAGGUGGACUGUGGAGGCGUCAGACGGUGUGGCCGUCGAGCAGUCUCGAGCACGAGGGUGGGCUCUGAUGUGGAUUAGUGUUCAGGUGCGAUUGCUGUGGAGUGUUGGUUGAUGCUGCAUGCGAUUGUUCGACUCUUGCAAUGAUUUUUGGUAAUUGUUCGUAGUGAGGGAGUGAAGUGAAGUGAAGUGACGUGACAUGAAGCAAAGAGGGCUGGAUCACGGCAGGACGUGCUUGUGAACGAGGCGGUGGUAGGGGCGCAUUGCAGGCGGGCGUUGGUACGCAGGAGGCACUAAGAAGAGAAGGCCUGUUCAUUGAAGCUCGGUUCCGCAUUCUUUGCACUGCAGUUUUGGUUUCUUGAGAUUUGCUAAAGCUCUUCUGCUCAGUGCAAGUCUAUGGGACAACUGGAGGUGUAUCAUAAGCUGGUUUCUUUCGUGAGCUUGCGCGAUGUGAGAAGUUUGGAGAAAUUAUUUGGUGAUUUCUACAGGGACUUGUGAAUUUUAAAAUAUUUUUUUAGAGCAAGUUUGUGGACGAGUUCUAUUGAGAAUCUCCAGAUUGAAGCACGACAUUUCCAGGGAAAUCAAUUGGUGAGAAGGCAGGUUUCAAGUAUAAGUUGAAACGCUCGCUGAAUGGUAAAAGAAGUGUUUACAGGGUGGGCUUCUCUCAAGGCUACGCAAUUAGACCAAAGGAUACCUAGAAGUAAUAGGUAUGGCGAUCCAUACCUUGAUACGCCCCUCGCUGCGCUCCCGUCAGCCGCAAGCAAAGAUCAGGGCAGAAGUGUCUCGAAGGGCACAUACCGGUGCCCCCGUCAGAAUACGGAUAGGAAGUCAAGAUUGGAAAUGCAACAUCGUUCAAAAUUUUAAACAAGGAUGGCUACAUGUUGACCUGCAAUCUGCUUUCAGAAAAAAUGUUGCUACCCCAUCGCAGAAGUGCUACUACCAAGAGGUUAGUGCCGAAGUGAUCGAUGUUGUGAGCGAGGAAGCUGUAUUGAAUGCAACAAUUGCUAGUGAAUUGGAAGCACUUCAAGUGUCUUUACCGACCGAUGAUGAGGGAGCCUUGGAAGUCCUGUUACCUACCUUGCAGGUACAAUCUUUGGAGGAACAAGAGAAGUUGGCCGCAACUCCGGCACAUCCCGAGGGUCUUUGCGCCUUGUAUGGCAGCUACUUUGCCUCCUGCUUCGUGGAGCAUACUUGGCGCUUCGCAUGGCCUGCUGUCAUUGCAGUGAUGCAUCACACCCUCCUUCCUGUUGCCGUCGUCAGCUUCGUGAGUCAGCUUGUGAUAUUUGCUGCAGGUCCUUGGUUAGGAGCUAUGUUGGAUUCCAUGCCUCGAGUGGCUGCUUUUAAAGGGUUAUGCAUUGUUCAGACGCUUUCUAUGCUGGCCUCUGCAGGGGCUACUGUGUAUGCCCUUAGUGGAGCAGCACCAAUAGCCUCCACAGCCACCGUUUUAUUUCUUCAACCCUGGUUUCUGGUGCUCGUUGCGGCGUCUGCUGUUGAGCGGCUAACUGGACUGGGUAGUGGUGUGGCGUUUGAAAGAGAUUGGGUAGUUUCGCUGGCCGGCGCGAAUCGUCCUAUUGCAUUGUCAAAUGCAAAUGCUACUCUACGGAGGGUUGAGCUGGUCUGCGAGAUAGCAGGUCCUUUUGUUUUUGGAAUGUUAUUGUCCAAGUACGACCCAAAGUUGUGCGUGAAAAUGACAGUUGGAGUAAUGGUCGUCGCGCUUCCCAUUUUGCUUAAACUGGUGGACGCUACUGAUAGACUGUCGAAAGGAGCUCUACAGCGUCCUAAGCAUGCAACUGUUGGAGACAAGAUAAAGGGCAGUAAUACAGAUACACAACACGAAGAAGCAGCAGGUGGUGGACUGCAAGCUGUGAUACGUGGAUGGAAACAAUACUUGGCGCAACCUGUUUUACCUGCUAGUUUAGCGUAUGUGCUUCUGUACUUCAAUGCCGUCUUAGCACCAGGUGGCUUGAUGACGACGUAUCUUACCCAACAAGGAGUAAAUCCUUCGUUGGUUGGCUUGUUUAGAGGAUUGAGUGCACUUAUGGGCUUUGGUGCAACUUUCCUUUCAGCUACGCUGAUUGGCAAACUUGGGGUGUUGAAGGCAGGUGCGGCUUCAUUAAUUUUUCAAGCCUUGGUGCUUGCUAUGGCGGUUGCAGUAUAUUUGAGCAACCCCUUUGGGCUUCAGUACUCACUGAUUUUGUUUCUCUUCUUAACGGUCGUCUCCCGCUUAGGUUACUGGGCCUAUGAUAUGGUGGAUGCCCAGAUUUUUCAAACUGCAAUUCCAGCAACUCAAGCCAACCUCGUGGGAACAACAGAAGUAUCAUUAGCAAGUUUAGCAGAACUUGGAAUGCUGGGGGUGGCUAUUGUUGCCAACGACGUGAAAUACUUUGGACAUUUGGCAGCGCUAUCAAUGGCCGCUGUGGUAGGUGCUGCUUGGAUUUAUUGGCACUGGUUGGCAAAUCCUACUGAUGACCAACGACGAUUAUUUCCACAUGACCCACACUUCGAUGAUUCAGAGAAAGCUAGGCAACUGGGACUACAGACGCUUGUUCCAUCGACUGUGGCAUAAUAUCUUUCACGUCUCAUAAUGCAGUUAGUCACACUGUAGAGUAUCUAAUUCAUUUUUGGAAUAGGGCAUGGCAGAUUUGUGACAAUUGUAUCACUUGAUGUCCACUUAUUGAUUGGCGCAGGAUGAAAAUCAGAUUCUCAGUGAUCUGCUAUUGUAUUCUGCCUAGACAAGAGUGAAACACGAAUACAUUUGCAUUCAGGGACAAAGGUCCAUGAAUGUAUUGACAGGGACUGCUUUUGGCAGUGAUGGCCUCCAUAGCUAACUACACCUUCUGAACACAGCCUUGUACAUACAGCUGGAACUUGCUACAUUUUUCAGAAGUGUGUAGAGACACGUGUAUGAACUGUUCCUUUAUACAAGUUCAAUCGGGUAUACUUGGCACUCUUG
Molecule: messenger RNA, 3176 nt
Organism: Physcomitrium patens
Lineage: Eukaryota; Viridiplantae; Streptophyta; Bryopsida; Funariales; Funariaceae
Product: solute carrier family 40 member 3, chloroplastic
Biological process (GO): iron ion transmembrane transport
Cellular component (GO): membrane
Molecular function (GO): iron ion transmembrane transporter activity
Source: RefSeq, a predicted model, not a curated record